This is a messenger RNA of Patella vulgata (common limpet), 845 nucleotides long. RefSeq lists its product as uncharacterized. Gene Ontology annotation, biological process: DNA recombination; DNA integration. The record is from RefSeq and is a predicted model, not a curated record. Bases 1 to 240 code for a protein of 79 amino acids. Lineage: Eukaryota; Metazoa; Mollusca; Gastropoda; Patellidae. Gene Ontology annotation, molecular function: DNA binding. The transcript is spliced from 3 exons.
AUGUGGACCGAUUUAUGGUUCAAGGCACAACCAAUGGGCAUAAACAAAUUGUAUUCCAUAUUGAAAAAUAUGAAAGAGGAAGCUGGGCUAACAGGAACUGAUAAACGUAUAACACCAUACAGUGCACGUAAACACUUAGUACAAAAGUUAAACGAUGGUGGAGUUGCACCAAACCAAAUCAUCCAAAUAUCGGGACACAAAAAUGUCAACUCUUUGAAUAAUUAUAGUUGCCUACCCUGAUCAGAGCAAGCAAAUUUCGCACAUAUUAGCCAACAAGCAUCCGCACACUGUCAGCACUCGUCCAAAAGUACCAUUACCAGCCCCAAACUGCAGAAUCCAAGAACCAAAGCCAAUGUAUGCAAAUCUACCUAUGCCACAAGGUUCUGACAGUUUUUUUUGCUAAUAGUAUUUUCAAUGGCACUGUCAAUAUAACGUUGAGAACAAGUCAGAGCACCAGACUGCGUACACAAACACAGACUGCGUACACAAGUUCAUCUGUAAGGCAAAAUAACGAACCUCCAUGUUUAAGUAAAAAAAUAAGUAAGAGCGCAAAUGUAUUUACAGUAAGGGAGCACUGACUUACAUGUAGUAAACAGUACCAUAGUAAUAAUUAUUAUUAAGUAAAAUAAUACAACUUACUAGUUAUGUCACGGUCCAGGAUGGAUAUUUGCUGACUAAUGUUUAUUAUUUUGAUGUUAAGUUAUUUAAUAUUAUUGUUAUUCACCAUUGUCACUAUUUUGACAUUCACAGCAUUAAUGUAUUUUCUUAGAUUAUAUUAUCUUAUAACCCAACUUGGCCAUGACACAGCUGUAAGCAAAGGCGAUAAUUUCAGUAAACUUUUGCAA